Messenger RNA from Fusarium graminearum PH-1, 4156 nucleotides. RefSeq lists its product as uncharacterized. The record is from RefSeq and is a predicted model, not a curated record. The coding region runs from base 1 to 4119 and encodes 1372 amino acids. Gene Ontology annotation, cellular component: nuclear RNA-directed RNA polymerase complex. Lineage: Eukaryota; Fungi; Ascomycota; Sordariomycetes; Hypocreales; Nectriaceae. The transcript has 3 exons. Gene Ontology annotation, molecular function: RNA-directed RNA polymerase activity. Gene Ontology annotation, biological process: siRNA processing.
AUGUCUGCCAAUACUUCACCUUCCAGAAAAACACAAGCGAAGGAGGAGCUUGAUCGGACAAUUCGCUCCAUCAGCUCAGAAUUCCAGCUUCAGCUCCAGAUUCCCGACCCGACACUGUCGCCUACUGAGCGCCAGCUCCAGCGCCGUGGUGAGGAACAGGAAAGAUGCGAUGUUAUCUACUAUCGCGCACAAUUCCUCAAGUUCAAGGACCCAAACCGCCUUUCAAUAUGUCUUACUCGCUUCCGCGAACAAGCAGAUAGACAUCUGACCAACUGGAUUCGAAAGCCCCGUGGUGACCCAGACACGACCACGAUCAAGAGUUCGUUUGGCGACCCACAACGCCAUCACGCACGAUUAACCUCAGAGGAGCGGGGCGAGCUCCAGGACUAUUUACUGCGGUUGUUAAACGACGACAAUAUCGCCAGUCAGCAACGUUCAAAAACUGCGAAACGAAGGUCUGACGAGUUUACUGACUACAGUUCAAAGAGAAGUCGCAACUCAUUUGACGACUCCCCAACCUGCGACAGCAUAGAUGACAUCCCAGUUCGCUCUAGAGCCGUGGAUUCGAAUGGUCGUGUGCAUGCGGGACGGGCCGCUCGCCGCUCAGGUACGGCUUCGUUCCCCAAUGGCGUCACAAGUCCCGUCACAUCGUUUUCAAGCACACAACCUCAGUCUUUGUCUUUUGGUCCAGCCUCUUUCAACUCUAGCAAAGCUUCACUGGCCCCGACUGUUUUCUCUGCAACCACAAACGGUGCUCCAAGCACCCAAACAACAUAUUUGACGAACCAUUCCUUCCAAGGUUCGCGAACUUCUUUUCAAUCCUCUCAGCUCGAUCGCAGGGACCAUAAAAAACAGAAUGGCUCAGAUAUUCCAUUCUCCCAAAGGAUACAGCAGUUCCAAUUCAACCCUCAAAGUACGGCCAGCCGCAAUGUCGACCCAGCCAAGCCAUCCUCGUCCAGGCGACAUGAGUCGGAAGUAUUCCCUCAGCCUGUUGGCACGCCUGUUGAUGAGCCCGAGCUGCCUCCUCUGGCGAUGCCCCAACCUGUGCGAAGUCAGCAUCUUAACAUGAAGAAAAGAGAGGCAAUCCGGUCUAGCAGUCCUGGAACAGCCUACUCUAGCUUGCCCGAGAUGAACGAGUUGGAUACGUUGCUUCUUGAUGCAUCAGGUCCUGGUACGACACCAGAUUCAUGUGUCCUAACAAAGCGCCUGCGAAAUAUUUGGCCCAAGUUUCCCAUUCCCGGACUGAACCAGGCACCUCUGAUCAUCUUGUGGGAAUUAACCCGUGCUGCGCUUCACUGCCGCGUGGAUUUGUCUGGUUGGGAUCUCGAAUACAAAGCCGAUCAAACUUGGCACGAUCAAACCAGUUUCAGGGCUUUGAUCUUCCGGCAUCGACUCUUCAUUGGAGCAGGACUGCCACCGCCUUGCGACCGUGUGGUUUGGAACGCAGCUUUUGAGUCCUUUGCGUUGCACGACAAGAAUGUUACUCUUGCUGCAGAGUUUGUCAUCAACACUGAGGACUCUGGUCCUCUAUACAAGCUCAAGCUUCAGCCUCCUCGCCUUGAACUUGGUCAUCGGCUGGCUCGCCGUUUUGGUGCUGACCGGUUCAUGGAGAUUAUUAUACCAUCCCCAACCUCUAGAGAUGCUCCCGAAAUAAUUAGGAGCGACGAGCAAGGAGCCGACAAGGUUAUUGGAUGGCUAAACGAUAACCUGCACUAUUUCCUUGGGCACCCUCGUCCUCCUCACAAGUCCAUCACGAUUAUGCAGGAGCGUGUUUACUUCUUUGCGAUUGAUGGCAACAAUUUUCGACUACCCGAAAACCGGUUUCCAGCACUCGAAGAAGCAACGUCCCUCGAGUAUCGAACAAAGAUGCGGCGCUCUGAUAUUUUGAAGUGGGCUAUUGAUGUCGAGGCGAAUGCUUUCCAACCCGUACCAAAACUAUUCUCACGGCUUGCUCUCAGCCUUAGCAAAACAUGUCCUACCGUCGUUCUUGAACCUCACCAGUUUCGCCAUCGUGACACUAUGCUGGGCUUCCACAAGUACAUGAGCAGUCGAGACAGAGAAGAGCAGAAGGAUAUGGGUGAUGGUAUCGCCAGGAUGUCCCGAGGUCUUGCACGCAGAGUCUCAAUCCAUCUAGGCCUUUUGGAGACUCCAUGCGCAUUUCAGGCUCGUAUCGGCAGUGCAAAGGGGAUGUGGAUUGUCGACGUUGAAGAUGAUGGAUUGGAUGACGAUGUUUGGAUUGAGACGUAUCCAUCUCAGCGCAAGUGGGAGUGCGAAUUUGAAGAUGUUCACCACAGAACGUUUGAAGUACGAGAAUGGUCCAGGGAGCUGAAGUCUGCGUCGCUCAACACGCAGUUCAUCCCAGUUCUUGAAGCACAGGCUCCAAAUCCCAACAGCAUGCGCAAUGUCAUAGCUAACCAUUUAGCCAAUGGUCUUCAGGAUGAUAUUGGAGGUCAGCUUGCGGCCAUGACACAUCCCACAAGCCUUCGUGGCUGGACACAUCGCGGCUUCGAUCGAUCAAGCCUUGGUCGUGUUCCCUUUGUCGGAGGACUGCCAGACCACGAUGACGACAUAGUGUCUUUUAUGCUCGAUGCUGGUUUCGAUGCCACCAAGUGUCGUUUCCUUCGAGACUUGGUGUGGAAUAACCAGAAGCGACAGGCAGAACAGCUCAAAGCAAAGAUGAACAUCAAGAUUCCCCGAUCGGCAUACGCUUUUAUGGUGGUGGACUUUACCGGAACAUUGGAAGAAGGCGAGGUGCAGCUAGCUUUCUCUUCCAAGUUCCAGGCUGAUGGUGAGUCAGACACACUGUUAGAUGAUAUCGACAUCCUGGUUGCCCGAGCUCCAGCCCAUUUUGUGAGCGACGUACAAAAGGUCAGGGCUGUGUUUCGACCAAACUUGAAACGGCUGAAGGACGUCAUUGUGUUUUCGUCAAAGGGCAAAUCGCCUCUGGCCGACAUGCUUUCGGGUGGUGACUACGACGGUGACCAGGCUUGGGUUUGCUGGGAUCCCGAUAUUGUUCGCAAUUUUAGCAACGCAUCAAAGCCUGCCGAGCCAGAUCUCGUAAAACAGGGAUAUCUCCGAAAGUCUAACCCAAGCUUCCAGUCCAUUCUCGAGACAACCCCUGACAUGGAGAGUGCUUGUACGGACUUUUUACGCUCAGCAAUCUCGUUCAAUAUGCAACCAACUUACUUGGGUAUCGCGACCAAGUUCAAGGAAAAACUCUGUUACUUGGAAGGCGGAGUCAACAGUGAACGAGCUGUAGCCUUGAGCACAUUGGUCGCUCUGCUGGUUGACCAGGCUAAGCAGGGCUUACUGUUCACUCGCGGAGACUAUGAUCGACUGAAACGAGACAUGGAAAUGCGUGGCAAAGAACCAGAAUACGAGAAGGAAAGAAGUUCUGUACAGAACUACAAGGGCGAGAAUGGGUUCAUUCAUAUCCUCGACUUUCUCAAAUUUGUGGUUGCUGAAGAUACGAUCGCUCACGCCUUGAAGCAAUUCUAUGAUGCCCUUCAAGUCUCCAGUGUUCAGGCAUGGGAUAAGGAUUUGACCCGUCUUUUCAACAAAUACAAUGAUCAAAGGAGGGUUUCCAAAACAGUUGAAAGACUCAUGACAGACAUUGUCGCGCACGUUGAUGCCAUCACCACGGAAUGGAGAGUUGCAAUGGCAGGAAGCAAACAUGACAGCUCGAGCAGCGAAUACUCGGCAAAGGUCAAGGAGCUGCAUCAUAAAUGGUCUUCGUACAAGCCAUCGACUACGUUGAUGAAUAUGAGAAUUGUUGAGCCGCUCCUCGACACCUGGAAUGGCGAUCCAGCGUUGAGCAGGUGGGAGCUACUCAAAGCAUCCACCCUGUUCAAGCUGAGAUACGAAACAGCAUACGCUAUGGUCUGGCGCCUUGUGGGAAAGCAGUUGGCAUGGAUGAAAGCGAUGGUGUCGCGCAGUACCUCGGACACCAGUGCUAUCGCUGUGACGGCUGAGAUGUGGAGUAUACUUCGACCUGACAACAAGCGCAUCGCCGCACUCAAUGCUCAAAGGCAAAUUGGGCACGACGAUGAGAGUUUGGCUGCCUUGGAAGAGGUUACAGAAUACGACGACGAGACGGGGACACAAAUCGACGAUGCUUAGAGGCGCAUUGGCUGGGCUGGUUCAGCGAUCUCAGGCG